Phragmites australis (common reed) is the source of this 1990-nucleotide messenger RNA. Its product is annotated as protein Barley B recombinant-like. Gene Ontology annotation, cellular component: nucleus. Lineage: Eukaryota; Viridiplantae; Streptophyta; Magnoliopsida; Poales; Poaceae. The transcript is spliced from 2 exons. Gene Ontology annotation, molecular function: DNA-binding transcription factor activity; sequence-specific DNA binding. The record is from RefSeq and is a predicted model, not a curated record. Gene Ontology annotation, biological process: response to ethylene. The coding region runs from base 601 to 1599 and encodes 332 amino acids.
CGGGAAUAGGGAAAAAAACAAAUAGGGCGAGCCUAUCUUUUUCUGCCCCCUCUAUCAUCGGUUUCUCUCUGUCUUGCCUCUCUUCUCUCUCCUCGCUUUCUCUUUCUCUCUCUCCAUCACACCACAAGUGAAAGAACCCUAGAGGCAGCAGUCCUCUUCAAGGUAAGCCCCCAACGCUCUCGUUUUUAAUUGCCCAGAGCUUGUUGCUAGUGACCGCUCCAUGUUCCAAGAGAGGCAACAGGAGGAGGAUGAAUUUUUAUUUCUUGCCAUGUGGGUUUCCUUAUUUUUGCUCCGGCCGUAAUUACCAUUUCCUUUCUCCCCCAAGCCGGCCCAAAUCAGCACCUUUCCGUAGAUCCCCGUCGCAAGAUUCGAUCUUGCCGCUUUUCAGUCUUGCAAUGGAGAUCUCGCUCGAUCUGUGGAGCACGGGACCGGGCUGGUUCGGUGCGGAUUUGGGUGGUGUCUCGGACGGUUCCUGAGACCUAGGGGGUUGGCGAUUUGGGGGCAAUGGAGGAGAUGGGCUGACCAGAGGCGCAAAGAGAUUCACUUUUGCUCGUCCAAUUUGGGUUCCUGUAAUUGGAUUUGUUUGUUGGAGUCGCCAAGAUGGACGACGACGGCAGCUUAGGUAUUCGCAAUUGGGGCUUCUACGAGACGGUGAAAGGCAGUCUCGGCCUGCAGCUGAUGUCGUCGGUGGCCUCCGACCGGGACACAAAGCCACUGCUCCCAAAUGGCAGUACUUUCUUGCAGCACCAUGGGCAUCACAAUGCCCCGCAGCAGCAGCACCCACAACAUUUGCACCAUCCCCACGACUGUGGCGGUGCCUCUGGCGGCAUGCCCACAGAGCCGCCAUCUGUGCACAUGGACUUUGUGCGCAAUGAAGCUUGGUUGCACCCCUUGCAGCAUCAGCAUCCCCGUCAACAGAAGGUCCUUCACCAUGUCCCUGUCGGACCAGUCGGACAUGUUGGCCAUGCCAUGCAUCACCACCCUACUGGCUAUGGGAUGAUGACGGACCCACAUGGAUUGCACACUCUGCAGAUGAUGCAGCCACAACCGCAGCCGCAGCCGCAGGAUCCUCCUCCAUCGAAAGAAGAGAGCAUGCCGCCACCGCCUACUGAGGAUCAUUCUGUGGUAAAGAACGAACCGCCUGUGAAGAAGAGGCAGCAACAUCGGCAGCCUAAGUCACCAAAGCCAAAGAAGCCUAAGAAGGUUGCUGCUCCGCGGGAGGAUGGGGCGCCCAAUAGGCCUGUGCCCCGAGGAAGGGGGCCAAGGAAUACCGUGGGCAUUGUGAUUAACGGUAUUGAUUUGGACCUUUCAAGGAUACCAACACCUGUGUGCUCGUGCACUGGAACUCCCCAGCAAUGCUAUAGGUGGGGCGCAGGUGGCUGGCAGUCUGCAUGCUGCACAACUUCUAUUUCGACGUAUCCACUGCCAAUGAGCACAAAGCGCCGGGGUGCACGCAUUGCUGGAAGGAAGAUGAGCCAAGGUGCAUUCAAAAAGGUGCUUGAGAAGCUAGCUGGUGAAGGGUACAACCUUAAUAAUCCAAUUGACUUGAAGACGUUUUGGGCCAAGCAUGGCACAAACAAGUUUGUAACGAUCAGGUAAAAGACAUGCUAUGUUUGUCGCUUUUUAGGUUCUAGUUCUGCAGUUCGGCCUGAUUUAUUGUUUGUAUAUGUAAGCGCCAAUCUGCGGAAGUUUUUAGAAGUAGCCUGUAGCCAUGUUCAGUUUCGUUGACUUAAUUGGCAUGCCUAUCUCAAGCUUCAGACUUCAGAUAUCGACUCUAUGGAAGUCUGUUUGUAUCCCUUCUCCUUGCAAGUUGUAGUGUAACAACAACAGCCUCUAAUUUUUAGAUGGUAUGAAAUUUAAUGCAUCAAAUGUCUGUCUUUAUCAAAGAUAAUGUCAUUAUGUGGAGGUUUUCACUAGUGAAAGACAAUUGCCAGCACCUUUGGACAAGGAUAUAUUUGUAAAUUUUCUAUACAGCAAAUCUUUCAUGCGA